Momordica charantia (bitter melon) is the source of this 1448-nucleotide messenger RNA. RefSeq names its product E3 ubiquitin-protein ligase SINAT3. Gene Ontology annotation, cellular component: cytoplasm. Gene Ontology annotation, molecular function: zinc ion binding; ubiquitin protein ligase activity; protein binding. NCBI's taxonomy places the organism in Eukaryota, Viridiplantae, Streptophyta, Magnoliopsida, Cucurbitales, Cucurbitaceae. The record is from RefSeq and is a predicted model, not a curated record. Gene Ontology annotation, biological process: multicellular organism development; ubiquitin-dependent protein catabolic process.
UCGACAUCUCUGUCUCCCGACCCAUCAGAAAAAUGGGAAACCAAAAAAAAAAAAAAACUUCCAUUAUUAACUAAUCUCGCCUUCUAAACAAUCCCCUCGCCCUAUUUCUCUAAUCUCAACCACUAAAAUUCCUCUCUCUGAUCAACCGGUUUCAAUUCUUUCCUUCAUCUGAUUCAUCGAUUCAAUUUCACUCUUCGAAUUUUGUCCAUCUCCCUUUUGUUUUGUGUUUUUUCGCCCCAAUUCGGCGAUGUUAAUGGCGGAAGGCGCUUCCCCAUCAAAACCCAAUACUUCGAUUUCUUUCCAUUGUUAAUUGUUUCGAGUGGGAGAGGUUUUUAUUGUUGUGCGAAAAUGGAGUUGGAUGGCAUCGAAGGCGUGCCAUCCAUGGACGUGAUGGACGAGGAGGAUACGACCCUUCAACGUCACUGUCAGUUUCCUUCGAUUUCGAAGCCUCGCAUCAACAAUAACGACAAUCCCACCACCACAAGUGUCCACGAGCUUCUUGAAUGUCCCGUCUGCACCAAUUCUAUGUAUCCCCCAAUUCAUCAGUGUCCCAAUGGGCAUACCCUCUGUUCUACAUGUAAAACAAGGGUCGACAACCGUUGCCCGACGUGCAGACAAGAGCUUGGUGAUAUCAGAUGUCUAGCAUUGGAAAAGAUAGCUGAAUCACUUAAACUGGCUUGUAAAUUCUGCACGUAUGGGUGCCCGGAGAUAUUGCCGUACUACAGUAAACUCAAACACGAAGCUGCGUGUUACUUUAGACCAUAUACCUGCCCUUAUGCUGGAUCAGACUGCCCAGUCGAUGGGGAUAUUCCGUUCCUUGUUUCUCAUCUUAGGGAUGAUCACAAAGUCGACAUGCAUUCUGGAUGCACAUUUAAUCAUCGUUACGUAAAGGCUAAUCCAUGCGAAGUUGAAAACGCUACAUGGAUGCUAACCGUCUUCCACUGUUUUGGCCAGUAUUUCUGUCUUCAUUUUGAAGCCUUUCAGCUGGGCAUGGCACCGGUUUACAUGGCAUUUCUCCGAUUCAUGGGCGACGAAACGGACGCCCGGAACUACAGUUACAGCCUUGAGGUCGGUGGAAAUGGCAGGAAGCUCAUAUGGGAGGGCAACCCUCGGAGCAUUCGGGACAACCACAAGAAAGUGAGAGACAGCCACGACGGGCUCAUUAUACAGCGAAACAUGGCGCUCUUCUUUUCGGGGGGAGAAAAGAAAGAGCUGAAGCUGCGGAUCACGGGACGGAUUUGGAAAGAACAAAAUAAACAGUAAUAUUGUGUUAGAUUCAAACUCUUAUGUAUGUGAUUAUUAUGCAUAACAUUUACUUCAACUUUAUCAAGCCGAGAUCAUAUCUUGAAUCAGCUCCCAAGUCCUUUUCAAAGCUAAACUUCUUGUAAUUCGGUUUAGCUUUUACAAUGUCAAUCGUUCAGCUCGUUCUGAAGCUGUUUUCAUCCUAA